Molecule: messenger RNA, 1087 nt
Organism: Zootermopsis nevadensis
Lineage: Eukaryota; Metazoa; Arthropoda; Insecta; Blattodea; Termopsidae
Source: RefSeq, a predicted model, not a curated record
AUCUUACAAGCGACUAGCUCCUAGAAUUCCCCUUGAUUAUUCCACCGGCCAGAAUAAUUCAGGCACUGAACAGGUGAACGCGCUCUUGUAAGCCAUGAACAGAUUUAAUUUACUUGUGAUCAACAGCGCACUUGCCAUCUUCAUGCACGUAGUAACAGGAAGAUACUACGACACUUCACGCGGAAGGCGCCUGAAAACAGAACAGUGUUACCACACGAAAUUUCCUCAGCUUGACGCAGGGAAGGUAAUUAUCGAUACAGAUGCCGGUGCUGACGACGCUGCUGCCAUCUUCAUGGCGAUAAAUAAGGAAAAGGACAAUUCGAGUUUCAAGGUCAUAGCGAUCACCUGUGUCCACGGCAACACAGCCGUCGACAAUGUUGUCGUCAAUGUCUUUAAGAUACUCCAAACCGUCGGCCGUCUUGACAUUCCGGUGUACCGCGGAGCCUCAAAAUCGUUCAUCUGGACACCCCCAUCAGAUAAUUACUUCGGCGAAGAUGGUUUUGGAGAUUUCGAAUUCCCAAAUCCACCAAAUUCUAGCGAUCUUCUACAAAAUGAGCACGCCGUUAACUCUCUAAUACAAAUUGUAACUCAGAAUCCAGGAGAAGUGACCCUUCUGUGUUUAGGUCCUCUGACUAACGUCGCUCUAGCAGUGAGAAUGGAUCCGACGUUUCUAACGAAACUAAAACACUUGGUGGUUUUGGGCGGCAGCACUGAAGGUGUAGGUAAUAUUAAGCCAGGAAUAGAAUUCAACUUUUACGUGGACCCAGAAGCGGCGUUCAUCGUAUUCAACUCUAGUGACACGAGCACCGGGCACAUACGACCCAUUACAUUAGUGCCAUAUGAUUCAGUGUCCGAGAGAAACAUCGUAACCAUGGUGAGACGUUCGAAGACUUAUCUAAUGGUUUGUGGUAGCAGGAGCCGCAGUGUUAACAUAAUUAUGCAGCCUAUCAACCUGAAAUUUUCACAAACUUCACUGCUUACAUUUCCAAUGCAGCGACCAAAAUCUUAUUUCCACACAGAUAGCUAAAUAACUGCAAGCAGUGACCACAAUUUCCUGCUACGGUUUACAAGUUUUUGUAUGUCUGAC